This is a messenger RNA of Nematolebias whitei (Rio pearlfish), 1673 nucleotides long. RefSeq names its product importin subunit alpha-1. The transcript has 11 exons. NCBI's taxonomy places the organism in Eukaryota, Metazoa, Chordata, Actinopteri, Cyprinodontiformes, Rivulidae. Gene Ontology annotation, biological process: NLS-bearing protein import into nucleus. The coding region runs from base 64 to 1641 and encodes 525 amino acids. The record is from RefSeq and is a predicted model, not a curated record. Gene Ontology annotation, molecular function: nuclear import signal receptor activity; protein binding. Gene Ontology annotation, cellular component: cytoplasm; nucleus.
AUUUUUUUUUUCUUCUCAAGAACUCGCACGACAUUGGCUUUGAGGAGUCGGUUGUGUUUAGGAAUGUCAGCUGACAACAACAGCGGAGAUCGACUCCACCAGUUCAAAAACAAAGGGAAGGAUGCCGGAGAGCUGAGGCGCCGGAGAGCGGAGUUUAACGUCGAGCUGAGAAAAGCAAAGAAAGAUGAUCAGAUUCUGAAGAGGAGAACCGUUGAAAACUUCCUGGACGAGCCCACAUCACCUCUGCAAGACAAAGAUGCUAUGGCACCGCAGCCUCACUUCUCGUUGGAGGAAAUUACAGAAGGUGUGUACAGUCCAGAUCUAGAUAAUCAACUGAAGGCAACACAGGCAGCCAGAAAGCUGCUCUCGAGGGAAAAGCAGCCACCGAUUGACAGCAUAAUUGCUGCUGGCCUCAUCCCACAGCUUGUUAGUUUUUUGGCGGUGUUUGAAUUCCCUCCCAUCCAGUUUGAGGCAGCUUGGGCCCUCACUAACAUCGCUUCUGGCACCUCAGAGCAGACGAAUGCUGUUGUAGAGGGAGGAGGCGUUCCAGCCUUCAUCAGACUGGUGGAAUCACCUCACCUGCACAUCAACGAGCAGGCCAUUUGGGCCCUGGGUAACAUUGCAGGUGAUGGACCCAACUUUAGAGACUUGGUAAUCAAACACGGUGGCCUUCUGCCUCUUUUAACUUUGGUGAAAUCCCCCUCUCUGCCUCUACUUCCUCCUAACUUUGUGCGCAAUGUGACCUGGACACUGUCCAACCUGUGUCGACAUAAGAAUCCUCCCCCUCCCUUGGUGGCAGUGGAGCAGCUGCUUCCUGCCUUGGCGCACCUCCUGCAUCACGGUGACAAGGAGGUUCUGGCCGAUACCUGCUGGGCCCUGUCUUAUUUGACUGACGGCUCCAAUGAGAGGAUAGAGUUGGUGGUGCAAUCUGGCCUGGUUCCUCAACUUGUUCAUCUCCUGGCCUGUGGGGAGCUUUCCAUUGUGACUCCUGUUCUGAGGUCAGUUGGCAACAUAGUGACUGGAACAGAUGAGCAGACCCAGUGUGUGCUCAGUGCAGGUGGCCUGGCAAUGCUCCCUGCUCUGCUGCGCCACCACAAGUCCAACAUCCAGAAAGAAGCUGCCUGGACGGUGUCCAAUAUUACAGCUGGCAAAGACAGCCAGAUUCAGGAAGUAAUUGAUGCAGGCCUGAUACCCAUCCUGGUGGAGCUCCUUCAACAGGGAGAUUACAAGACCCAGAAGGAAGCAGUGUGGGCCGUCACCAAUUAUACCAGUGGUGGAUCAGUGGAACAAAUGGCUUACCUCGUCCACUGCAAAGUGCUGGAGCCUCUGCUCAAUCUACUGACAGUCAAAGACAGCAAGAUGAUACUGGUCAUCCUGGAUGCAAUUUGCAAUAUUUUACAGAUGUCACAAAAAACUGGUGAGGUUGAGAAACUGUGCCUAAUGAUUGAGGAGUUGAAUGGUUUGGACAAGAUUGAAGCACUACAGUCCCAUGAAAAUGAAGCGGUCUACAAGUCCUCUCUCAACAUUAUCGACAGAUUCUUUUCUGAAAAGGAUGAAGAUGAUGAGUUUGUUCUUCCUGAAGCUAGUGCAGACAGUUAUGCCUUCCAUAUCCCUGAAGACCAAAGCACUUUCCACUUUUAAGUUGUUUACGUUUCUAUUUGACAAGAAAUAAA